AUUUUCUGUUUUCUUUUAUUUUUCAAGUUUGGUUUUGCAUGAAAAUUAUACUGUUUUUUUUUCUUUCUUGUUUUAAUUCUCAAUCUCAAUUGUCAUUGUUUUUUUUAAUCUUAUAAAUUUUAUUCUUAAGUUUCUACAUUUUUUUUUGUUGAAUUCUGCAUGAUGGUAUAAUUUAUUUUCUUUGAUCUGAUUUUUUUUAUCGGCAUUCUUGUUUAUUCUCUAGAUAUUAAUAUUAAUAUUAAUGAUGUGAAAUUGUGAAUGGUCAUUCUAUAUAUAAAAAAAAUUAUGUUUCUAUAUGGGAUUAAUUUUUGAUGUAUUAAGUGGAUACUGGAUUCUUGAUUUGACAAUAGAAUCAAUGGUUGCUUUUGUUAUAAAUAAUAAAACAGUGACAAUUUAUGUUUCUGUAUAUAUAGAACUGGUAUUUGCCUUUUGUUUUUGCCUUGUUAAGACAAUUUGGCAUAUGAAACUGUCUAAAUCAGUAUAUCCAUUGUACAAAUUGGUUAAUUUUUUGUGCUAAAGUUGGUUCCUUUUUUGUUCCAGAAUCAAUUCAUCUUUCCUCAAUUUUUAGUAUUAAUUAGCAUAUCAAGAAUAUCGGAAGCAGUUUCUCUGCCCUUUCAGGGUAAGGGUAAUUUGCUGUGAAGAUUUCUCUUGUGAAUUCAUUUUAAGCAUAGCAGAAAACUAGAUUGAUACCGGGAUACUAUGGAAGGCGGUCCUCACAAAGCUGAUAAGACGGAGUUUACAGAAUGUUGGAGGACGUCAUGGAAAACGCCUUACAUCAUGCGUCUCGCCUUUUCUGCUGGCAUUGGAGGGUUGCUGUUUGGUUAUGAUACCGGUGUCAUUUCUGGUGCAUUGCUUUAUAUUCGGGAUGAUUUCAAAGCCGUUGAUAGGCAUACUUGGUUGCAAGAAACCAUAGUAAGCAUGGCGGUUGCAGGAGCAAUUUUUGGAGCAGGAUUUGGUGGCUGGUUUAAUGACAAAUACGGUCGGAGAAAAUCAAUUCUUUUAGCAGAUAUCUUGUUCUUUAUUGGUGCAAUCGUUAUGUCAGUUGCGCCAGCACCGUGGGUGAUAAUUAUUGGAAGAGUUCUUGUCGGUUUAGGAGUUGGAAUGGCUUCCAUGACAUCUCCACUUUAUAUCUCAGAAGCUUCCCCAGCUCGGAUUAGAGGAGCUUUAGUUAGCACGAAUGGUCUGUUAAUUACGGGUGGACAGUUUCUAUCUUAUCUUAUCAACUUAGCAUUUACCAGGACCAAAGGAACUUGGCGAUGGAUGCUGGGGGUAGCUGGACUUCCUGCUUUGAUUCAAUUUAUCCUAAUGCUAUCUCUCCCUGAGUCACCUCGAUGGUUGUAUAGAGAGAACAAAAAAGACGAAGCUAGGGCUAUAUUAGAGAAGAUAUAUCCGGCUCAUGAAGUUGAAGAUGAAAUGAAAGCUUUGGAGAUUUCCAUUGAAGCAGAGAAGGCUGAUACUCAAUUCCUUGGAGCGGGUAUUUUCUCAAAAGUCAAGAGUGCUUGGAGCAACACUGUUGUUCGUCGUGGUCUCUAUGCUGGUAUUACUGUCCAAGUGGCACAACAAUUUGUUGGAAUAAACACGGUCAUGUAUUACAGUCCGACGAUUGUACAACUGGCUGGAUUUGCUUCUAACAAGACAGCUUUAGCGCUCUCGCUCAUAACAUCUGGUCUCAAUGCUGUCGGUUCUAUUGUGAGUAUGUGCUUUGUCGACAGAUUCGGGAGGAGGAGGUUGAUGAUUGUCUCCAUGUUUGGUAUCAUAGCAUGCCUAGUAGUAUUGUCUGUUCUUUUCAUGCAAGCUUCUUCACAUGCCCCGCCGAUUAGUGCCUUUGAAUCCAAUCACUUUGGAUCAAAUUCCACAUGCUCAGCAUUUCUAAAAGCUCCCGAUGCAUCUUCCUGGAACUGUAUGAGUUGCUUGCAGUCCUCCUCAGAUUGUGCUUUCUGCUCUAAUGGAGACAACAAAUAUCAUCCCGGUGCAUGCUUGUCUCUAAAUGAUGAUGUUAGAGGUUUAUGCCGAUCAGAAAAGCGUGCAUGGUACACAAAAGGUUGUCCUAGCAAGUUCGGGUUCUUUGCAGUGUUGCUUCUCGGACUGUACAUCAUAUCUUACUCUCCGGGAAUGGGAACAGCACCUUGGAUCGUCAACUCUGAGAUAUACCCCUUAAGAUACAGAGGCAUUGGUGGAGGUAUAGCGGCCGUUUCUAAUUGGGUAUCUAAUCUUAUAGUGAGCGAGUCGUUCUUGACUUUAACGGAGGCAAUUGGUUCUGCUGGUACAUUCCUUUUGUUUGCUGGAUUCUCUGCAAUCGGCUUAGUCGCCAUAUUCUUUCUGGUACCCGAAACGAAAGGCCUGCAAUUUGAGGAAGUUGAGAAGAUGCUUGAGAAAGGCUAUAAACCGAAGUUAUUUCGCAAGAAAACUAGCGAAAAGACAGCAGAUGCAAGCUAAGUUCAAGUCAGUGUGACAUUUUUUGCUGGUAAUUUGUCCCAUAUUUAUAGAUUAUGGCGAAAAAUAAGCUCUACUGCAACAUGAAAGUGAAGGUCUCUGAUUGUCAAGAUACUGUUUUAUAGUCUUUUAUAAUGUAGAUGAUCAGAGAGUAGAACAUUUUGGUUUUUCAAUUAGACAUUUCAAAUGCCAAAGUGACAUUUUGUUUUAUCUUCUCUAGAUAUCUUUGCUUCGCUUAAUAUCUUCUUGUUGUUACAGUCAAAUCUCUCUAUAACAACCUCAUUUGUUCUGA
Molecule: messenger RNA, 2725 nt
Organism: Nicotiana tabacum (common tobacco)
Lineage: Eukaryota; Viridiplantae; Streptophyta; Magnoliopsida; Solanales; Solanaceae
Source: RefSeq, a predicted model, not a curated record